AUGGACACCAGCCUCCGGGGAGCCCAGACUGGGGAAGCCCAGAGCAGGGCGGGGCUAGAGCAGGCCAGACGCUGGCGCCAUGGAGGAGUAUGCUCGCAAACCUUGGGAAUUCGACACUGCUUCAGAGGUAGCGUCAACGCUGUGAGGAUUCGAGCACCCCAGAUUGGAGGUAGCUUUGCAGUGUGGGGAGGCCUGUUUUCUACCAUUGACUGUGGCCUUGUACGGCUGCGGGGCAAGGAGGACCCCUGGAACUCCAUCACCAGCGGAACGUUGACUGGAGUAGUACUGGCUGCACGCAGUGGUCCACUGGUGAUGGUGGGCUCUGUGAUGAUGGGGGGCAUCCUGUUGGCCCUCAUCGAGGGUGUUGGCAUCCUUCUCACUCGCUAUACUGCCCAGCAAUUCCUCAAUGCACCCCAAUUCUUGGAGGACCCCAGCCAGCUAACCCCUAAAGAGGGAGCUCCGGCCCCAGGUUAUUCCAACCACCAGCAGUACCACUGA
This is a messenger RNA of Onychomys torridus (southern grasshopper mouse), 498 nucleotides long. RefSeq names its product mitochondrial import inner membrane translocase subunit Tim17-B-like. Gene Ontology annotation, biological process: protein import into mitochondrial matrix. The record is from RefSeq and is a predicted model, not a curated record. Bases 1 to 498 code for a protein of 165 amino acids. Gene Ontology annotation, molecular function: transmembrane protein transporter activity. Gene Ontology annotation, cellular component: TIM23 mitochondrial import inner membrane translocase complex; mitochondrial inner membrane. The transcript has 2 exons. NCBI's taxonomy places the organism in Eukaryota, Metazoa, Chordata, Mammalia, Rodentia, Cricetidae.